GACGUUGACGUUUGACAAGAUGCCACUAACGCCUCUCAUUUCGUAAAAAAGUGUUGAAAACCACAAACACAGGUCAGUUUUUGGGGAAGUCGACAAAGCAUUUAAAAAAUUUGUGUGUAACAACGUGUUUACAAACGAGUAAAAACGACGAUAUCGGCGACUACCACCGGACUUGGGUCUAUAAUGGCAGCCAGCGAUUCAGCAGGCGAUGAUUCUUUGUAUCCUAUUGCUGUUUUAAUCGAUGAACUCAAAAAUGAAGAUGUACAGCUUCGCCUUAAUUCAAUAAAAAAACUCUCCACUAUCGCCUUGGCACUGGGAGUAGAACGCACAAGAACAGAAUUGAUUCCUUUUUUGACGGAAACCAUAUAUGACGAAGAUGAGGUAUUAUUGGCAUUGGCUGAACAACUGGGAACAUUUAUAAAUCUAGUAGGGGGUCCUGAAAAUGCUUACUGUCUACUAUCACCUUUGGAGAGUUUGGCUACAGUUGAAGAAACUGUAGUCAGAGAUAAAGCUGUAGAGUCUCUAAAAGCUGUAGCCCAGCAACACAGUCCAGCUGACCUGGAGACUCAUUUUGUACCUCUAGUUCAAAGAUUGGCAGCGGGUGAUUGGUUUACUACCAGGACAUCAGCUUGUGGUUUAUUUUCAGUCUGUUAUCCCAGAGUCUCAGGAGUAGUAAAGGGUGAAUUACGAUCUCAUUUUAGAGCGCUAUGUCAAGAUGACACUCCGAUGGUUAGAAGAGCUGCGGCGACCAAACUUGGCGAAUUAGCUCAAGUGGUAGAGUUGGAAUAUUUGAAAUCUGAUCUAAUACCAAUGUUUGUAAAUUUAGCUCAAGACGAACAGGAUUCGGUUCGACUUCUCGCUGUAGAAGCCUGUGUUAGUAUCGCGACCCUUUUGCAACAAGAGGAUAUAGAACAACUAGUAAUGCCCACUCUUAGACAGUGCACUAGUGAUAAUUCUUGGAGAGUACGCUACAUGGUAGCAGACAAAUUUACGGAAAUACAAAAGGCUGUUGGACCGGAAAUCACAAGAACUGACUUGGUUAGUGCUUUCCAAAGUUUAUUAAAAGACACUGAGGCUGAAGUACGCGCUGCUGCGGCGAAUAAGGUGAAAGAUUUUUGUCAAAACUUGGAUAAGACUCAUCAAGAAAAUAUUAUAAUGGCUAAUAUAUUACCUUGUGUCAAGGAAUUAGUAGCAGAUCCCAAUCAACAUGUCAAAUCAGCAUUAGCAUCUGUCAUAAUGGGUUUAAGUCCAAUUCUUGGUAGACACAAUACUAUUGAGCACUUAUUACCUCUAUUUUUGACACAAUUAAAAGAUGAAUGUCCUGAGGUCAGACUCAACAUUAUAUCUAAUUUGGAUUGUGUAAAUGAGGUAAUUGGUAUUCAACAACUUUCUCAAUCACUUCUACCAGCAAUUGUAGAAUUAGCAGAAGAUUCAAAAUGGCGAGUACGAUCAGCCAUCAUAGAAUAUAUGCCUUUGUUAGCAGGUCAACUGGGAAGAGAAUUUUUUGAUGAAAAACUGAAUGCAUUAUGUAUGACUUGGUUAAUGGAUCAUGUAUUCGCUAUUAGGGAAGCUGCCACAUUGAAUUUAAGGAAGUUAGUGGAUCAGUUUGGAGCUGAAUGGGCAGAGACUACAAUUAUACCUAAAGUUUUGGCCAUGUCUAGGGAUCAAAAUUAUCUAUACAGAAUGACGUGUUUGUUUUGCAUAAACGUUCUAGCAGAAGCAUGUGGGAGUGACAUAACAACCAAACUACUAUUACCUACCGUUCUCAGCAUGGCAAAUGACAAAGUAGCAAACGUCAGAUUCAAUGUUGCCAAAACUUUGCAACGAAUAGCUCCACAACUUGAUCAAUCUGUUAUACAACCGCAAGUUAAACCCGUAUUGGACAAACUGAACGUCGAUAAUGACGUGGACGUCAAAUAUUCAGCGUCCGAAGCAAUCAUGGGCAUUGCUGCUUUAGGUUGAACAAGAAAAUUUUAAGAAGAGCAUCUACCUACGAGAAUAAGAAUAACAAACAUUUAUUCAGAUAAGAAAGUGAAAAAAAUUGGAAUUAUUAUACAUAUUAAUAUAAUUAAUCUUAAAUAGACCGUAAUAUCACAAUUGUUGUGCUCGUUUAUUUCAAUAAAAAACAAGUGUAAUAUAGAGUUUAGCAGUUUAGAAAAUCAUUGUUUAUGGGCCAGUUUGUCUACUACAGAGUACGUUUUGUUAAGCUUUUUCUUGCUUGAUUCUCUUCAAUAUUAAUUUGUCUUUUUUUAUUUAAAAUAUUGACAGUAUUAUAUCGAUACCUCCGUUCAAAAGUAAAAUAAUUAAAUGAAAAUUAAAAUUUUCAAACAAACAACAAAUUUUAUUGUGGGCAUCAGGAACUUCUGAGAUGUUUAGUCAUGAGAUAAAGAGCAUAAAGACAGUAAAACUUAUCUAUUAUAUCAAAAGUAUACAGUUUCAUUUCUUUGAAACAUGUAGAAACCUACAUUUGUCGAAAAUUCAGUGAUACUAUACUAUACUAAGUUUUUGGAAUUAUACCUUAUAUAUCUUUCGCUUAUAAAAAUUUAUUUCAAUAGCAGAAAGGCUAUUGAUGUAAAAUAAAUAUGACAAUCAUUUUUUACUGUCUAACACAAUUUUUAUUAUCUAACAGAAUAUGUAGAUCUAAAAAUAGGUAUUUUUCUUUAAAACUUUCAGUUUUAUUUGCUUUAUAUACUGACUAUUUCAAAAGAAUUCAUUUGUACUAGUGAAAACUGAUUCACCAAGGAAAUAAAAAAAUCAAUUUUGUUUGCAGAGCUAUAUUCAAAUAAAUUUAUAAGUGAAUUUGAUGAUUAUUUAGAACUUUUUGUGGUAUUUUAAUGCUUUUAAAUCAUCUAAUAAUAGAAUAAGGAAGGUACUGAUCACACUGUUUACUUCCAAUACACAAAAAACUAAACUGUAUGAUCAUAGGUCGUAGGUUUAUAUUUGGCUUGAAGCAUCAGACAGUAGUAAAUAGGAUGUUUAGUCUGAAUAAGCAAUGGUUCUAGAAUUUUCAAUUUGACUAUGGAAGAUUCACUAUAGUCUAAAUAUAUAAUUUUUUUCAUCAGCUUGUAAACACAAAGUAUUUACAUUCUAUUUCAAUAAAACUAGUACAAACAAUUAUUUUUCCAUUUUAGUCAUAUACGAAUCCAUAUCAUUAUGUAGGCUAUUGUAGCUAUUGUAUCAGUAGAUACAAUAGCCUACUGAUCCAUUUCUCCAAACAAUAAAUUUCUGUUGAUCUCAUUUAUCCUUUGGGUGAGUAAAUUUCGGGAGAAACUAAAGGGUGGUUAUCAGUGUGAUAUAAUUUAGUCAAUAAGUGAUUUAAAAAUUUUAGAAUUAAGUUUUCAUUUUGCGAGGUUUGAGUUGAAUUUAAUAUACUUAAGUUGUUUCUAGAUUGAAACCUCAUAAUUUUUAUUUUACUGCAGUUUACAACAACUAAUUCAUUAUCUUACCGAAGUAAACGUCGAUCAGUACAUGGGAUUCUCUCAAAGAAGUUAGCUUGAUGACUUAGAAACAUAUUGGAUUGGUGACAAAGUAAUUUCGGUUUUGUAGUAUAAAAUAAAACACUUUUUUUAACAAAGAAUAGUUUUUAAUCAAUUAUAUAUUUUUCAUUUCGCUCAAUUACCUUUUGCCACCUUUCUUUCAGCUUCAUGAUUCGGCUCUCAUAAAAUUUUUGGUGCAUUAUAAGAAAAAAACUGAACCAGGUGCGAUUGAAGGUCAUCGUCAUUUGUGAAAGUUUGACCAUUCUGCAAACUUCGAAAUAAAUGGUAAUCAAUGGUGCCAGAUCAGGGCUGUAUGAGGCAUUACCUCCCAGCCAAAGUCCAAUAGUUUACCACGAGUUGCCAAAGAUGUGUGAGGCUUUGCAUUAUAAUGGUGGAACACUAAACUUUUCUGAUUUCACAAUUCUAGCCGUUUGUCUUCGAUUGCUUCAUCCAGUUUCAUUAAUUGUUAAUAUUAAACAUCAGAAUUGAACGUUUGGUUCUUUGGAAGCAGCUCAAAAAACACAAUACCUUUGUAAUCCCACCAAACUGACAGCAUGGUUUAUCGUGUUUGUUCCAUGAUCGUUUUCGAACUAUGUUACUUUAAACGAUCCAUCUUCAUCACCAGAGAUGAUUUUUUUCAAGAAAUGGUCGAUUUUAUUUCGUUUAAGGGGCAUAUCCCAAAUGUUGAUUCUUUGUGUUAAAUGAAUUUCUUUCAAUUCAUAAAGUACCCAAUGUCAAGCUUUUUAACUAGCCCAAGGCAAUGUGUUUUACAUUUGUUGUGUGCUAUAUUUAGUUACCAACCUUAUAAAGUUGUGGAAAAGUUAUUAAAAAGAAAUAAUCAUUUUGAACAAGACAAUUAUAUAUUCACAAACUGCAUCCUAGAUGGAAUUUAAUUAUAAAUUUCUGGAAAAGUUAUUAAAAAGAAAUAAUCAUUUUUAACAAGACAAUUAUAUAUUCACAAACUGCAUCCUAGAUGGAAUUUAAUUACAAAUUUUAAAUGAUUGCAAUAAUAAUUCUAAAAUUAUUAUACACGUUGAAUUUUUCUCAAUUUCUCAAAAUUUCUUUACUUAAAAAAACAAUUUAAAAGACAUUUAACUUUUCUUACUCAUUUUAAAGUUUAGCGAAGUUUACGCCAAAUAACUAUCUAAAAAACUCUGAAUAUCACGUGAUUUGUUGUCCUUAAGAAGGACAGAUUAGUUUGAAAAGUAUCAGAAAAUUUCAAUACUAUGGUAGAUAUAAAAACCCAAAUUUUAUAUUCAGGAUAUAGCUCUUCAAAUAAAAUUGUAUUUCAUUAUAUGACAAAAAAAUCUAAAUACUUCGCGUGUCAUUUUUUUUACUCUAAAAUAACUUGUAGUUGCUGGGCAACCUUUUACAAUUUUUUUUGGCCAAUAAAUUACUUGGUGAAAGUAUAUAAUGAUUCAGUGAAAUCUGAGAAUUUACAUCAGGAUACAAAUAACUUAGGAAACUAUUAAAACAAGAAGUUUGAGAAAAAAUAUUAAACAUAUUCUUAAAAUUUGAUCUGAAUUUAGAAGAAUUUUUAUUAUAUAUUAAUGAUGUUAGCAUAAAAUACUUAACAAAAAUUAAAUGUUUACAGACUGGCCUGUUUGUUGUAUGUCAAUCUCGAAGUUUAAUUUGUUUUAUAUACUUAGCCAUGUUAAAUAAUGAGAUCGAUAUUACAUUCUGAAAGGAGGACUCGAAAUAUUACUUGAUUUUAUGUUUUUAUACAAUAAGAUUGUUUUUGUAUUAUAACUAGUACUUUAUAAAAAAUAAAUUUAGUAUAUUAUGUGUCAUCUUUAUCUUAAGGUGUAUUUGCCAGCAACCUAUUCCUUUUUCUCUUUUAAACACACUUUUUUAUUUUGGAACUUACAAUAUUUGUGAAAAAAAUUAUUAGACAGCAAUAUCUGCUUUUGCACUAAAUUCAAUAUCGCAAUUAUACUUAUCAGCAACAUUUUAGAAAACAAAGAUUAACA
Diorhabda sublineata is the source of this 5446-nucleotide messenger RNA. It is a transcript of the gene Pp2A-29B, whose product is annotated as serine/threonine-protein phosphatase 2A 65 kDa regulatory subunit A alpha isoform. Gene Ontology annotation, molecular function: protein binding; protein phosphatase regulator activity. The transcript has 10 exons. Gene Ontology annotation, biological process: protein dephosphorylation. The record is from RefSeq and is a predicted model, not a curated record. NCBI's taxonomy places the organism in Eukaryota, Metazoa, Arthropoda, Insecta, Coleoptera, Chrysomelidae. Gene Ontology annotation, cellular component: protein phosphatase type 2A complex; cytoplasm. The coding region runs from base 184 to 1962 and encodes 592 amino acids.